This is a messenger RNA of Salmo salar (Atlantic salmon), 612 nucleotides long. NCBI's taxonomy places the organism in Eukaryota, Metazoa, Chordata, Actinopteri, Salmoniformes, Salmonidae. The record is from RefSeq and is a predicted model, not a curated record.
AUGAAAAGGCAUGAAAGGACACACACAGGGGAGAAGCUGUACUACUGUUCCCAGUGUGGAAAGAGUUUUACUCGGUCAGGGCACAUGAAAGACCAUAAGAGAACGCACACAUUGGAGAAGCCUUACCUCUGUUCCCAAUGUGGAAAGAGUUUUACCCACUUAUGUAACCUGAAAACACAUGAGAGGUUACACACCGGGGAGAAGCCUUAUGAAUGCUCUCCGUGUGGAUUGAGUUUUACCACGUUAGGGUACCUGAAAUCACAUGAGCGAACACACACAACAGAGAAGUCUUUCCACUGCUCACAGUCCAGAGAGAUUUUCACCCAUUUAGGGAGCCUGAAAAGGCAUGAAAGGACACACACAAUUGAGAAGCCUCAUUGUUGCUCUCAUUGUGGAAAGACUUUUACCCAGUUAGGGAGCCUGAAAAGACAUGAGAGAAUACACACAGGGGAAAAGCCUCACAGCUGCUCCCAGUGUGGAAAGUGUUUUACCCGUUCAGGGCACAUGAAAGAACAUAAGAGAACACACACAGGGGAGAAGCCUUAUUGCUGCUUCCAGUGUGGAAAGAGUUUUACCCACUUAUGGGUGAAUUCGUUCCACCGAUUGUGUUGA